This is a messenger RNA of Sphaerodactylus townsendi, 5095 nucleotides long. RefSeq names its product nuclear receptor subfamily 1 group D member 2 (gene NR1D2). Gene Ontology annotation, molecular function: nuclear receptor activity; zinc ion binding; RNA polymerase II cis-regulatory region sequence-specific DNA binding. The coding region runs from base 466 to 2211 and encodes 581 amino acids. Lineage: Eukaryota; Metazoa; Chordata; Lepidosauria; Squamata; Sphaerodactylidae. The record is from RefSeq and is a predicted model, not a curated record. The transcript is spliced from 8 exons. Gene Ontology annotation, biological process: hormone-mediated signaling pathway; negative regulation of transcription by RNA polymerase II; retinoic acid receptor signaling pathway. Gene Ontology annotation, cellular component: nucleus.
GAGAAGGGGGGGGAUUGAAUGAUAGGCGGAGGAACUGGGCAGGUAGCGAACGGGGAGAAAAAGAGCAUGGUGCUGGAGGCGCGUCACAUGGUCAGUGGCGCACUCCCAGUGACUCUCCGCAGGCACUGGUGUUGGGAGGAGGAAGAGAAGGAAGGAAGGAAGGAAGGAAGGCGCAGCAGCCAAGUCAGCCAGAAGCCUCCCCGGGCACACGAGGCGCAUCGACGCACAGGGCAGGAGGCGGGCGGACCGCGGGCCCUCAGUCGUCGCCGGUCUCCUUUGCAGCUGCUGCAGCAGCGGCACUUGGGCAAAGGCAGGAGGCGGCGCGUGCGGCGACUCACGAGGAGGCAACUCCGCCGGCUUUGAAGGCUGUUCGUGGGAGGCUCGUCUCUUUCCUGCCUAGUCAUUUGCGUGUACCGCUCGCUUGGGUGAACCUGGUGCGAGGAGCGCCUCCGCGGCGAGACAAGGAUGGAGGUCAACGCAGGUGGUGUGAUUGCUUACAUCAGCUCUUCAAGUUCCGCCUCAAGCCCUGCCUCAUGCCAUAGUGAGGGCUCCGAGAGUAGUUUCCAAUCAUCCUCUUCACCAGUACCACCAUCACCAAACAGUUCGUCAUCAGAAGGCAGUUGUAAUAACAAGAAUAGAGAUUGCUUUGAUGGAACAUCCAAGAGUGAACCACCUGAUGAUCAUAUCAAAACAAGCAGAUUGGGUGUUAAUGGACUGACCAAAGGUCAUGCUGGACUUACAAAAUUUAAUGGCAUGGUCCUGCUCUGCAAAGUCUGUGGAGAUGUUGCCUCAGGAUUCCAUUAUGGGGUCCAUGCGUGUGAGGGCUGCAAGGGUUUUUUCAGACGAAGCAUUCAGCAAAAUAUCCAAUACAAGAAGUGCCUGAAGAAUAACAACUGCUCUAUCAUGAGAAUGAAUCGAAAUAGGUGCCAGCAGUGCCGAUUCAAAAAAUGUCUGUCAGUUGGGAUGUCAAGAGAUGCUGUUCGGUUUGGCCGGAUUCCCAAACGUGAAAAGCAGAGGAUGCUGAUCGAAAUGCAAAGUGCUAUGAAGACCAUGAUGAACACUCAGUUCAGUGACCACUUGCCCAGUGAAUGUGUAAAAGAUAGCCAAGAACAGUUGGUCCUUUUGGCUCAAGAAGAACUGAGUUCCAAAACACAGCAAGAACAGGAGCAAUUCAGUAGGUCUUCUCCAGUACCCCCGCCCCCUGCUCUGCCUGACAUCGCUAAGGAAGAAGUGAUCGGCAUGGUGACCAGAGCUCAUAAGGACACAUUUAUGUACAACCAGGAACAAUCAGAAAAUCUUCCCACUGUUGAGCAGUCCCAGAAUGAGGACAGAACUGUGAAAUACACUGAGCAAUAUAAUUCACGAAGCGAGCUUAAUAGUGGGUGGCCAAAUAGUGUCUGCUAUUUUGGCAGCGAGCAGCAUUUCAAUGGACGCUAUAAAGGGCAGAACACUGUGCAUUAUCUUAAUGGGCACAGCCUUUGCUUCUCCAGCAGCCACUGUACAAAUCUGACUAACGGCGUUGCCAUCAAAGGUUACCAUAGGAUGCCUGAAAAUGGCCUUCAUCCAAACGAGACACGGAAUAUUUAUACCCAUGGCACAGGAGGAAGAAUGCAUCUGGUUUGCCCAAUGAACAAGACGCCUUCAGUGGACCCAAAUAAAUCUGGUCAUGAAGUCUGGGAAGAAUUUUCCAUGAGCUUUACCCCCGCAGUGAAGGAAGUGGUAGAGUUUGCCAAGCGUGUUCCAGGCUUCCGAGACCUCUCCCAACAUGACCAAGUAAACUUGCUAAAGGCUGGAACUUUUGAGGUUUUAAUGGUACGGUUUGCAUCUUUAUUUGACGCAAAGGAACGUACUGUCACUUUUCUUAGUGGGAGGAAAUACAGUUUGGAUGAUCUGCGUUCAAUGGGAGCUGGUGAUCUGCUGAACUCCAUGUUUGAGUUCAGCGAGAAGCUAAAUUCCCUAAAUCUUAGUGAUGAAGAAAUGAGCUUGUUUACUGCAGUGGUGCUUGUGUCUGCUGAUCGCUCAGGAAUAGAAAAUGUCAAUUCUGUGGAAGCACUUCAGGAAACGCUAAUCCGUGCGCUUAGGACCUUGAUCACAAAAAACCAUCCGAACGAAGCCUCUAUUUUUACAAAACUGCUUUUGAAACUGCCUGACUUGCGUUCCUUAAAUAACAUGCAUUCUGAAGAACUUCUAGCCUUUAAAGUUCACCCAUAGGCUUUUAUCUCUUUUUUAAUUUAUGUAACGGACUUGCUUUGUGUUAAAUGUGUGCAUCUUUGUGCUGCAACUUUUGUUUGUUUAUGUAUGUACCUGUUAGUGGAAAAGAAGAAUUUGCUGACUGUGUGAUGGUUAUAUUUUCUGUUGUCGUGCAAUCAUGUUUCAAGCUCAGUUUUUUUUCCCCCAGUGACAACGUGGCCAGAGAUUUUUUCAUGGUUAUCCAAACAAGCCCCUAAAGUUGAACAGGGUAUAUAAAAUCUGAAUGGAUAUGGAGUGUUAACAAUUGUGCCUUCAUCACUCCAAAUCAUUGACUUUCUCUGCUAUAAACAAGAAUAUACAAUGGCUGGAAUAUCGAACUCUUGAUGAAUAACACAACAGUGGCAAGACUGAGAAGAGAAAGCUGGAAUUUGACUGUCUCCUAUCUAGUGGUCUGGUUUGCUUGAUGGAAAAUCUCAAACAUGUAGGAAAUUGUUUGAGCUGAUUUAGUCUAUUCCAAUUCAGUUGCUUUUGCACAAGUGCAUCUUUGCUGUGUGUCCAUAUGUAUAAUCUAGAUAUGUGUUCAUGAGUUUAUAGGAAUACAUUGUGAAUGUACAUAUUUGUGUCUGUAUAUACAGAGUUAAUGUGUCUAAUUUCUUUCCAGUAUUUUUAACUGUGGAGAAGUUAACCAUACAAAGGAAGGUGACCUGUUGCAGCCACUAACAUGCCCCAUUUAGUUUUGUAUCAUUGAACUAAAUAUCUUAAGAUUAUGUAAUUCUAGGGCCAGGUUAGAAUGGGAAAUAGUACUUCUUCACUUAAGAUGUACUAUGGCAGCAAAAGUUUAAUGCUGGCCAUUUAAUCAAACUUCUAAAAGAAGUAGUACAACAUGGGGCUGACUUUUUAAAAAUAUUGGAUUCGUUGUAAUUAAGAUUGUGUACUGUUAGGAGAGCUGCUAGUUGCACUUCAGUAAUUCUAAGAGGAAAUUCUUGGUGAUUACAAUCUAUUUAGUUUACAGUACAUUACAACAUUACAGUACAACAGGCAAUUAUAAUCUGCAAAGAAUCACGGAAAAUUGAACACAAGCUACCUUAAAAUUUUUGUGUUUUUUGGUGACAGUAGUUUUACACUACAUUUAUAUGCUGCUUGAAAUUUGGAUACGAAAAUGUGGGACACUGUAUCUUAAUUGUUCUGUUUCUUGUUUUGUUAAUAAGGGAGCUGUAAUGUAUUCUUGACUCUCCCUCUUUGGUGUAUACAGCAAAGAUAGGUUUUCUGGUAGCAGCUCUGAUUUUCCAUCGUUUUGUUGCUGCUAAUUUUCCCAAGGCCAAUGGUAAAUUCUAAAACGGCUUGCUUUGGCAGCAGCUCUCUGUAUCUUUAAAAAAGGAUAUUUUGUGGCGAUGUUUUAAGCACAAUAUCAAGAACUGAAAUAACAAAAUGAUAGUUUAAGCCAGAAUGUUUUAACUGAUCUUUAGUUGUUUCAUAGGGUGGGAGGAAAAAUAUUUUUAUCAGCUUUCUCCUUAGGGUAACUGAAGCUUAAGAUUGAAUCUGCACUUUACAAAACUGCUGUUUGUAUGUAACCUUUUCAGUUACUUAUUGCUACAAGUAAUGCUGUCCUUGACAGAUUUGCUGAAGGCUAAUUUAUGUCUAGUGUUAUGCUAACCUACUUGGUGUUUUAGCACUGGCUAGCAGAGGAGAUAUGGGUGUCCUGUUACAAGUUAAAAUGGACAAGAGGGUAGGGAUUUCACAAGCAGAUUUUUUAAAAGUAAAUUUUAGGCAAAGUUGUUCAGCCCAUGGCAGUAACUUAACUUCAAAACUCACAACAAAAAUCUGUGACUGCCAUUUUGUCUGGUUUGAUCCUUAGAUUGCCAUCGUGAAAUAAAAUAUAAAAUGCUCCAACAAGCGGAAGGGUUACAGCCUUCUGUCUUCUGCUGACAAAGGAAUGACCACUGUCUUCACCCUUUGACUUUUGAGUAUCAUUCGCUUAAUCCUCCAACAAAUUAAAUUUUCAGACAUAAAUUUUUCCAGCUGCUGAUAUACCUGUACUUUUUUAAAAAAAUCCAGAGCGAGGCUUUUAGCCCAACAAGCCAUUUUAAAUUCUCUUCAAAAUGGGGAAAGUUGCCAGGCGUAUGGCCUUCUUAUAGAAGCCUCCCUGCAGUGCAUACAGUGGUUUAUUAUUAUUAUUUUAAGCUUUUAAGAAUGUGUAACUGGUACUAUGUAAAGUAUUGCUUAUUUUUCUAAAAAUUGGAUUCUAUGUAUAUGCAUAUAUGUAGAAAAUAUUCUGAAAAAAUAUAGUCAUGCAAUUCUAUUAUAAAUAAAACAUUCCUGUACAUAGCAGGGGAAUUUUAUUUCCUUAAAGAUUUUGUUUUAUUCUUAAAUCCUGAGUUGACUUCAGAAUUAGAAUAUGACCUCUGUUCACUCUAAGGCCAGAACAUAUAUUCAUUUGGCAGCUUGAUUGCUGCUCUUGUGCCUCUGCUGCUGAGUGAACGGGAGGAGCCCGUGGUUUGACUCUUGCAUUCCUUAGUCACCUGCCUCACAAAACUCUUUGAACAUUGGCACGGGGAAGAGCUGCUGUGUGGACUCCUUUCUGUAUCUGCCCAAAUUUGCAAUGUUUGCCGGUGGCGUGAGGAGGAGCAGCACUGCACUCUUUACACUGCUAGUACUAUGUGAGUAUGUUUGCAGCUUUACUGAACUUUUCCAAAAUAAGCCAUUUACUGUGAGCUCAUUGCUGUAUUUGUGUCACUGUUUAUAUAAACCUGUUCAAUAAUGAGAAAUAUUUCAUGCCAGACUUCUAAGUACUGUAGGUGGGUCAUUACUGAGCGAUCACAAAUUACACUGUAUGGACUAAAUAAAAAGUUUAACCUCUGAUUUUACAUGUUUCAAAAGAUUAAAAAUGGGCAUUAUGUUGGCAAAA